CAGCAAAGCAGGGGCCGGGAUGACGGCGAGUCCCAGCGCCGGUGGCACCAGGCGGGGGUUGGAGUCGGGGCCGGGGAGGGGGCUGUCGCCACCGUUCCGUUCUCACUGCCCCGCUCUCCCACCGAGCCGCGGGGUCUGACCGGGACAAUGACCAUGGGAUGCAGCAGAGCCGGGACCCCAGGCGUGGGAGGCAGCGGGUCCGGGGCCUGCCCUGAGCCCUGGCUGACAGCUGUGCCCCCUCCCCGCAGCCCAGGCAGCCCUCAGCAGCCCACCAGGAACAUGGCCCAGCCAGAGAGCCAAACCGCCACCCUGCCGGUGGCACCCUCGUCCCCCGAGCUGGAGUGCCAGAUCUGCUACAGCCGCUUCGAUGCCCGUGCCCGCAGGCCCAAGCUGCUCCGCUGUGGCCAUCGCCUCUGUGCCCGCUGCCUGCGCAGGAUUGUUCCCCCGGGGGACACUUCAACCCCUCAGCUCCGUUGCCCCUUCUGCCGCCAGCACAGCCCGGUGCCGGGCGGGGACGUGCAGCAGCUGCAGGAUGACGGUGAGGCACUGGCACUGCUGACAGGCCGUGAACGGGCCAAGAAACGGGGUCCACCCCGAUCUCCUGAGGUACUCCUUUGUCCCAGUGUGCUGGAACCCACAUCCAGCCCCGACUGCCUGGUUGUCACCAUCCUGGAGGUGCCAGAGGAUGUAGCUCCACCAGAGAGCCUGGGCAGGCUGGAGGUGGUGCGGCUGUACCGCCCCACCAGCCUGGGUGCACUGCCCUGCCACGGCCCUGGGCAGAAGUGGCGCUCCUGGGGGUGGCAAGCCAUCCCCCGCUUCAUUCUGGGCGUCCUCUGCCUCCUCUACUUCAGCUCCCUGCCCUUCGGCAUCUACCUCCUGCUCAUCGAGCACCACAGCCUGGGCAUCAUCCUGGUCAGCCUUGUGCCCUCCACCCUCCUUCUCUGCAUUGUCUACAGCCUCUGCCAGUGCCUGUGCCUGGAGGUCUUUGGGUUCCCCCACUCCUGACCCUGCACAGCCGACCCCUGUGCCUGAGCCAGGCAGGAUUUGGGUUCCUUUGGGGCAUUGUCCCUUGAGGUAUUCGUGUCCUCUGACCCACAGCAUGCUCUGCCUGGACCAUGGGGAGAAGCUCAGUGCCUGGUGCCUUCCCAUGCAGAACAGCACUGUAUUUUCCAUGUGGGUGCUCACACUGGCUGGAGUGGCUGCAGGAGCUCGUUGCAGCCUACAAGCAUUUGGGCCAGACCCUCAGCUCCUUGUCCUCCUCCUCCACAGCAAAGAGCAGGAGCCAGGACACUGACACCAACUGAGGAAGCGCGAGUGCUGGGCGCUGAGCGCCGCGGCCGGAGGGGCCCCGGCAGGAGAGGGACGGGCAGAGCCCGGGGGCUCCUGCGGCCGGACUGGCCCCAGCAUGGCUCCGUGUCCAUAGUGUAAAUAGUUCUGUCUGUGGCGCCCACGCUCCUCGUGGGGCUGCUCCCAUCACAUCUGUGUUCCUUUCUCAUGCGUGUCUCGUGUUUGCUGACUCUGUGUCCCAGAGAGGGGAGGAGUGGAGGAGUUUCUUUGUGUAAAGAUGUCUUCGCAGCUA
This is a messenger RNA of Cyanistes caeruleus (blue tit), 1579 nucleotides long. The record is from RefSeq and is a predicted model, not a curated record. NCBI's taxonomy places the organism in Eukaryota, Metazoa, Chordata, Aves, Passeriformes, Paridae.